CGGCGGAAGCGGCGGGGCCGCCUAAGAUGGCGGCGGCGUGAGUUGCAUGUUGUGGGGCCGCCGGGAGGAGCCGCCGCCGCCCCGUUCCCCGUCCCGCCAUGGCGGUGACCGUGACGCUGAAGACGCUGCAGCAGCAAACCUUCAAGAUCCGCAUGGAGCCGCACGAGACGGUGCGGGCGCUGAAGGAGAAGAUCGAGGCCGAGAAGGGCAGCGAGGCGUUCCCCGUGGCCGGGCAGAAGCUCAUCUACGCCGGCAAGAUCCUGAGCGACGACGUGCCCAUCCGCGAGUACCGCAUCGACGAGAAGAACUUCGUGGUGGUCAUGGUCACCAAGGCCAAGUCGGCGCUGGGCUCGGCAGCCCCCGAGGCCGGAGCCCCCUCGGAGCCCCCCGCAGCCCCCCCGGGGCCCCCCCCGGCCGCCGACGCUGCCCCUCCCCCCCCGGCCGCGCCCAGCGAGGAGACCCCGGCCCAGGACCCCCCUGCCCCCACCCUGGCUGAGCCCGCAGCUGGCUCCGUUCCCCCCCCGGGCAGCUCCGGGCGCUCGGCCGACGCCGCCUCCACCCUCGUGACGGGCUCGGAGUACGAGACGAUGCUGUCCGAGAUCGUGUCCAUGGGCUACGAGCGGGAGCGCGUGGUGGCCGCGCUGAGGGCCAGCUACAACAACCCCCACCGCGCCGUGGAGUACCUGCUGACGGGCAUCCCCGGCAGCCCCGAGCCCGAGCGCCCCCCGGUGCAGGAGUCACGCCCCCCGGAGCAGCCCCCGCCCGAAGGUGAGAACCCGCUGGAGUUCCUGCGGGAGCAGCCGCAGUUCCAGAACAUGCGCCAGGUGAUCCAGCAGAACCCGGCGCUGCUCCCGGCGCUGCUGCAGCAGCUGGGCCAGGAGAACCCCCAGCUGCUCCAGCAAAUCAGCCAGCACCAGGAGCAGUUCAUCCAGAUGCUGAACGAGCCGCUGGGCGAGCUGGGCGAGCUGGAGGGGGAGGUGGGAGCCAUCGGGGACGAGUCCCCCCAGAUGAAUUACAUCCAGGUGACCCCGCAGGAGAAAGAAGCCAUAGAGAGGCUGAAGGCGCUGGGCUUUCCCGAGAGCCUGGUGAUCCAGGCCUACUUCGCCUGCGAGAAGAACGAGAACCUGGCGGCCAACUUCCUGCUCAGCCAGAACUUCGACGAUGACUGAGGGACCCCCGGCCCUCCCCCCCUGCCCUGGGGGGGGCUCCCGCUGCCUCCGGGGGGGUCCCCAUGCCGUGUGGGGGAGGGGGUUGGGAUGAAUCCAGCCUGGGGGGGGGGAUGAUGGAGACCCCCAUCCCUGUCCCCACCCCGGGAGCAGGGGGAGCCCCCCGCUGCCCUGGGGGGUUGGGGGGGGGGUCUCAGCACCUGCUUUGUCCUGGCCCCCCCCCUCCCCAAAAAAUUGACCCCCCUCCCUGUCAGGCCCCGGGGAAGGGAGGGUGGGGGGAGGUGGGGGGGGGGGGCGGCGCCGCAGAACAACCGAAACUGGCGGCAAAGAGAUUAAAUGCAGAGUUUUAAACCCA
Molecule: messenger RNA, 1521 nt
Organism: Vidua chalybeata
Lineage: Eukaryota; Metazoa; Chordata; Aves; Passeriformes; Viduidae
Gene: RAD23A
Product: RAD23 homolog A, nucleotide excision repair protein
Exons: 9
Coding region: 99-1169 (356 amino acids)
Biological process (GO): nucleotide-excision repair; proteasome-mediated ubiquitin-dependent protein catabolic process
Cellular component (GO): nucleoplasm; cytosol
Molecular function (GO): polyubiquitin modification-dependent protein binding; proteasome binding; damaged DNA binding
Source: RefSeq, a predicted model, not a curated record